AUGAAACGAAAAAAUUGGAAUCCUGAUUCUACCGACAUGCAAACCGUCGUCCCCAUUCAUAAUUCCGUUAAUGAAAGAACAUGGCGUCAUAUCAUGUUAUGGGAAGAAGCCAAUCAUGAAGAAGCUAUGGCCAAAUGCGGUGGGAUUACAUUGACUAGUUUUAAAGGAGAUCUGAAGAAAUUAACCCCUAGAGCAUGGAUAAAGUCGGUGAUUGGACAGGAGAAGCCGUUUGAUAGACAUGAUUGGGUGAUUGAUAGAUGUGGGACUAGAGUUGAAUAUGUGAUUGAUUUUUAUAGCGGAGGUUCUGAGGGUGUAUUUUUGGAUGUGAGACCAAAAAUACAGACUUGGGAAGGGUUUAAAUUAAGAGUAGGUAGAGCUUUGGGAUGGAAUUAG
Hemisphaericaspora subhashii is the source of this 393-nucleotide messenger RNA. It is a transcript of the gene CYT2, whose product is annotated as cytochrome c1 heme lyase. Gene Ontology annotation, molecular function: holocytochrome-c synthase activity. The record is from RefSeq and is a predicted model, not a curated record. NCBI's taxonomy places the organism in Eukaryota, Fungi, Ascomycota, Pichiomycetes, Serinales, Debaryomycetaceae. Gene Ontology annotation, cellular component: mitochondrion. The coding region runs from base 1 to 393 and encodes 130 amino acids. The transcript has a single exon. Gene Ontology annotation, biological process: cytochrome c-heme linkage.